This is a messenger RNA of Impatiens glandulifera, 1497 nucleotides long. RefSeq names its product ent-kaurene oxidase-like. Gene Ontology annotation, biological process: gibberellin biosynthetic process. Gene Ontology annotation, molecular function: ent-kaurene oxidase activity; heme binding; iron ion binding. Gene Ontology annotation, cellular component: chloroplast outer membrane; endoplasmic reticulum. The transcript has 8 exons. NCBI's taxonomy places the organism in Eukaryota, Viridiplantae, Streptophyta, Magnoliopsida, Ericales, Balsaminaceae. The coding region runs from base 1 to 1497 and encodes 498 amino acids. The record is from RefSeq and is a predicted model, not a curated record.
AUGGAACUUCAAACAUUUCCCUUCUGGAGCGUUGUGGCCAUCUUUUUUGGUUUUCUUUCUUUGUUCCUCAAUGGUCGGAAUCGCAAGAUACCACUCGGUCUCUUACCAUUGCCCGAGGUACCUGGUCUGCCUUUGGUUGGAAAUCUGUUGCAGCUAAAGGAGAAGAAGCCUCAUAUGACUUUUACUAAAUGGGCACAAACUUAUGGUCCUAUCUAUUCUAUAAGAACUGGCUUUAAGAAAAUGGUGGUUCUCAAUUCCAAUGAAGUUGCCAAAGAGGCUAUGGUUACAAGGUUUUCAUCCAUCUCAACUAGAAAGCUAAGCAAAGCUUUAACAAUCCUCACUUCUGAUAAAUGCAUGGUGGCAACAAGUGAUUAUAAUGAGUUCCACAAGAUAGUAAAGAGACAUGUAAUCACCAAUCUUCUAUCCUCGACUGCUCAGAAACGACAACUGGUUCAUAGAGACUUGUUGUUGGAGAACAUUGUAAAACUUUUCGGUGCUCAUUUGGUGGAAAAUCCUCUAGAAGUCGUAGAAUUCCGAGAAAUCUUUGAGUCGGAGCUUUUCGGGUUGGCAAUGAAAGAAGCUUUGGGCAACGAUUAUGAAUCAAUCUAUGUUGAAGAGCUCGGGACAACUCUAUGGAGAAAGGACAUAUUUAAUGUUUUGGUGAACAAUCCAAUGGCUGGCGCGAUUGAAGUAGAUUGGCGAGAAUUCUUCCCAUAUUUGAAAUGGAUACCAAAUAAAGAUUUCGAAAAGAAGAUAGGGCAAAUUAAUUUCGAGAGGAAUGUAGUAACAAACGCCCUAAUUAGAGAACAAAGUAAAUUGGUUUAUGGAAAGAACGGUGGUUACCUUGGUUAUUUAUUGUCUGAAGGAAAAACAUUAUCAAAGACACAAAUUUGUAUGUUGAUUUGGGAGGUGAUCAUACAAGUAUCAGAUACUACUAUGGUUGUGACAGAAUGGGCUAUGUAUGAACUAGCUAAAAACAAAGAUAAACAGAACCGUUUGUAUGAUGAAAUUGAAAGUGUUUGUGGAUCGGAGAAGAUAUCCGAGGAUAAGUUGUGUCGGCUUCCUUACUUGAAUGCUAUCUUUCACGAAACUUUAAGAAAACACAAUCCUGUUCCGGUUAUUCCUUUACGAUAUGCUCACGAAGAUACACAAAUAGGAGGAUACUUUGUGCCCGCUGGAAGUGAGAUUGGGAUCAACCUUUAUGGAUGCAACAUGAAUGAAAAACAAUGGGUGAAACCAGAAGAGUGGAAUCCAGAUAGAUUUCUCGAUGGAAAAUACGAUCCAAUGGAUUUGCACAACACAAUGGCAUUUGGAAGCGGGAAAAGGAUAUGUGCAGGCGCACUUCAAGCUAUACUUAUUUCUUGCAUGUCUAUUGGUAGGCUUGUACACGAGUUUGAAUGGAGCUUAAGUGAAGGCGAAACAGCAGAUGUUGACAUUCUUGGCUUAACUGGUCGCAAACUUCAUCCAAUGCGGGCAUUCCUUAAAUCUAGGAAAUGA